GCCAUGAUGAUUCCAAGCAGCCUGGGCACAUCUCUGAAGCAGAGCGAGAAUGGCACCAUGACACGCGUGCCGGGCAGCCCGUGGGUGCGCCCAUCCUGGCCCCUGGCAGGGACAUCCAUCGGCCGCCAGACGCCCCACUUUGGUAUGGGCACCUCUCCCUUCGGCAAGAGCGUGGACAUGGUGGACGUCUGCAAGCAGCUCAUGGACGGGCACGGCGCUGACACCUUCAACAUGGGCAGCCUGAGGAACGAGCUGAACAUGCAUACGCACUUUCCCAGCACCGGCAGUAUCGAGGAAGAGGAAGACGAGGAUGAGGACAUCAUGUUGAUGGGAACCACGCCCCAGCAAGCAACAAUGCAGCCAAGGCCUUUGAAUCCAGUUCCUCGCUUUGAGACAACCCCUGUGCCGGCCUUCCGCCAGCACACCUGGACGUCAGGACAGAUGAUAGCCCAUAAUUGAUCAAGUUCAGUGCCGCUGCAUUCAGGGGGCCUCUAAAGUUACUCCAAAAUCGCUAAGAAACUGAUGAUGUCCAUUUGUAAAUAAUACGGAAUGGAUGAGGACUUCAAUGGGGUUGCCGUCCGUUCUUUGCAGACAGAAUAAAGUAGUUGACAGAUUAUGCUGCGUAGAAGUGUUAGUGUGCUUUUCAUUUAGCUCUGUGCGCUUGAACUUGAAUCUAGACACUGAGGACACCAGUAGGGAUGCUUUGGGGGCGAUAACUGGCUGGUGCAUAUUAUGUACAGGGCGUUUCCAUGGCAAGCGAGACGCAUACUUAGGAUUUGAUUCGCACAUGGAAUAUCCACUGGUAGGUUGCGUUGGGUGUGGAGAAGUUAACAGGACGGGGAGAGCCGGGAUUUCAAGUUGUUCUAUUUAUUCUCUCAUCGACGAUGCCACUGGCAUCCCUGUCCGCACAGUAUUUCUGCAGCUGUUACGUGAUUGUGAUGCAUGCGUAGUAUGGAUUGUGGCUUGAUCAUGGACAGCUCUAGUGUAACGUACAAGUUUCUGGUG
Coccomyxa subellipsoidea C-169 is the source of this 1005-nucleotide messenger RNA. RefSeq lists its product as hypothetical. The transcript is spliced from 4 exons. Bases 4 to 459 code for a protein of 151 amino acids. The record is from RefSeq and is a predicted model, not a curated record. Lineage: Eukaryota; Viridiplantae; Chlorophyta; Trebouxiophyceae; Coccomyxaceae.